AUGAGCGACGAAGCCACCGAAGAAAUGAAAAUCGACCCCACCAGAGCUCAAGCUCUCAUCUCCCAACUCAGUGCCGUCAAAGAACGAGUCGCAGCAGCCGCCAACGGCCGAAAUGUCCGCCUCGUCGCCGUCUCAAAGCUGAAGCCGGCCGUCGACGUCCUCGCCCUCCACCAAGCUCCCGCCUCCCACACUCACUUUGGCGAAAACUACGCCCAGGAACUCGUCCAAAAGGCCGAGCUUCUUCCCCGGUCCAUCCACUGGCACUUCAUCGGCGGCCUGCAGUCCGGCCACUGCAAGAACCUGGCCAAGAUCCCCAACCUCUUCUGCGUCUCCAGCGUCGACUCCCUCAAAAAAGCCCAGCUGCUCAGCAACGCCCGCGCCGCCAACCCGGCCCUCGACAAGCUCAACGUCCACGUCCAGGUCAACACCUCGGGCGAGGAGGAAAAGUCUGGCUGCGCUCCGGGCGAGGAAACCGUGGCUCUGUGUCGUGAAAUCGUCCAGAACUUGCCCGGGCUCAACUUGCUCGGCCUCAUGACCAUUGGCGCCAUCGCUCGUAGUCGUGCCACCACUGCGGAGGAUGAAAACGAGGACUUUGAGGCUCUGAGGGCGCAGAGAGAUCUGGUGGCUGGCGAACUCGGCCUGAGUCCCGAUAGCCUGGAGCUGAGCAUGGGCAUGAGCGAGGAUUUCGAGGGAGCCAUUGCUCAGGGGAGCAGUGAAGUGAGAGUGGGCACCACCAUCUUUGGACAGAGGCCUCCCAGGACAAAAGCGUAA
Molecule: messenger RNA, 771 nt
Organism: Trichoderma aggressivum f. europaeum
Lineage: Eukaryota; Fungi; Ascomycota; Sordariomycetes; Hypocreales; Hypocreaceae
Exons: 2
Coding region: 1-771 (256 amino acids)
Cellular component (GO): intracellular anatomical structure
Molecular function (GO): pyridoxal phosphate binding
Source: RefSeq, a predicted model, not a curated record